Messenger RNA from Vanderwaltozyma polyspora DSM 70294, 702 nucleotides. It is a transcript of the gene WWM1, whose product is annotated as Wwm1p. The coding region runs from base 1 to 702 and encodes 233 amino acids. The transcript has a single exon. Gene Ontology annotation, molecular function: protein binding. Lineage: Eukaryota; Fungi; Ascomycota; Saccharomycetes; Saccharomycetales; Saccharomycetaceae. The record is from RefSeq and is a predicted model, not a curated record.
AUGCCUCAGAGUAGAGAUAACCCACCUUUUGUGCCUGAAGGUUGGACUGCACAAUUUGAUGAUCAAUACUCAACUUGGUUUUUCGUUAAUCUUUCUAAUAAAAAUUCACAAUGGGAAGCUCCUAGAGGAACUACUUGGAAACAAGGUAGUCCGGUGGUAGAAGCUCCUCCUGCAUAUUCAAGCAGUGAUCUUUCGGAUAGGAGACAACCUCCCCCUCCUCCACAACAACAGCCACAAGUUCAGGCCCCACCUAGAGAACAGGCUCGUUACUAUCAACCACAACCUCAAGGUUAUCCUCAGCAACCUGCUUAUCAACAACCAUAUCCUCCCCAACAGCCAUAUCCUCCUCAGCAACCAUACUAUCAACAACCUUAUCCUCCUCAACAGCAAUAUCCUCCUCAGCAGCCAUAUUAUCAACAACAACCGGUAUAUAUACAACAACAGGCUCAACAGAAGAACCACAGUGGUCGUAACCAAGCAUUGAUGGGUGGUUUAGCUGGUGCAGGUUUAGGUUUAGUUGGUGGUACUCUAUUAGCUGAUGCAGCCCGUCCAGAUGAAACAGUUAUUGUAAAUAAUAAUGAUUAUGGUGGUGGCUAUGAUCAAGGCGGUGGCUAUGAUCAAGGUUACGAUCAAGGUUAUGACCAGGGCUACGAUAAUGGAUUUGAUGGCGGGUACGAUGACGGGUUCGACGGUGGAUUCUAA